Messenger RNA from Beta vulgaris subsp. vulgaris (sugar beet), 3270 nucleotides. Its product is annotated as dual specificity protein phosphatase PHS1. The transcript is spliced from 11 exons. Lineage: Eukaryota; Viridiplantae; Streptophyta; Magnoliopsida; Caryophyllales; Amaranthaceae. Gene Ontology annotation, biological process: cortical microtubule organization; protein dephosphorylation; response to abscisic acid. Gene Ontology annotation, molecular function: protein tyrosine/serine/threonine phosphatase activity. The coding region runs from base 272 to 3094 and encodes 940 amino acids. The record is from RefSeq and is a predicted model, not a curated record.
GCAUUACCCCGCCAUUUCUGGUUGUGGUCUUGUAAACUUGUAUGUAGGAGAUCUAAAAAUCUGGUAAUCCUCUCUUCCUCUUUCUCUCACUCACAACUCAAAAUCUCAUAGUACUACUAGUCUACUGGAUCAUCGUUUUUCCCCAAAAUAAGCGGGAACUAAUGACUUUCUUCCAUUUUCUCCAAAACACAUCGUUGAAGAGCAACUGACAGUUGUCUGAAUUUCAGUUGCUCUUUUUUUUUUAAUCAAUCAUUUUCAAAAAAACCAAAAAAUGACGGUUGAAGAGCAAAAUCACGAGUCAAUCAUCAUUCCCAUGCUCCAGGAGAGAGAAGACGAAGAUCAAAGAGAAAGCAAAGAAUUUGACCUGGGAUUUGAUGAGCCUGAAACCCCUUUGCCUCUUACUGUCACUUCUAGGGUGCUGUAUAUGCUGGGGGACUUGACUGCAGGUCCAGCUUACAGGUUUACACAAUGGUUGGAAUUGGUUCGUAAGCGAACCUCUCAGUAUCGGUCCUCUGGCUUCCCUCAUCGCCCCCCGAGUUUAAGUCUUGCUAUGCCCUUAAGAGCAGGGGAAUUAGAUAUUGGCUCAAAAGAUAAUUCGGAAUCUGAGCAAGCUACUGAAAUCAAUUUGUGGGAAAAGCUUGGUAAAGCUGCUAUGUUGGACAUUGAAUCAAGCUCCUUCUGCUGGGACAACCUCUUCUCACUUCAUCACACAGAGCACAGUGGCAGCACUGAACAUUCUGAUGACGAUAUGAGUAAAGCACUAGAGGUAACUGUCAAUUCUGGAGGAGUUGUCUUCUUUGCUUUUUUCAAUCAACCUGUCAAAGAUGAUUGCAAAGUUAGAGAAGCUGCUGCUGUGGUCAAGUUUUCAUCUUCAAGAAUGGCGACACAAUCAGAACGCCUUGGCUAUGAAUUUGCAAAAUGGCUAGGAGUUCGAAUUCCUCAGGCAAGAGUCAUCCAUAAUACAAGCUCAGAAUGGCUGCGGAUAAAGGAGGCUGCUGAAAAAGCUAGAUCUGGAGCUGUUUUGGAAAGAGAUGAAGUUGGUGAAAUGACAUGCUCUGAACUUCUUGAAGCUCUUGAACUGAGCCGAUGCCUUCUCUUAAUGAAUUAUGUACAUGGCUCUCCUUUGUUGGAGAACCAAAAUGCAUUCAAUUCCCCAGAUUCGGCAGCGAAGGUAGCAUCAGCUCUUGGGAGGAUUUUGAUGCUAGACCUUGUUAUUAGAAACGAAGACAGAUUACCUUGUAAGCAGUUAGGCUGGCGCGGCAACUGUGCUAAUUUAUUGUUUGCUGACAAAAAUGCCUCUGCAAAUAGGGACUUGUUGGAGGAUGCAUAUGAUUCUGCAAUGAGAAGGUACAGACCAAGAGUGGUCAGGGCUCUGCAGAAGGAGAGAAGGGCAAAUUCUGUUGAUAGUAGAUUGGACUCCCAAAAUGCUGGAAUGAACUCGAUGAAAUCUGAUCUUUCUGAUGUGAUGGAAUCUCCAAGACCCAGUAGAGUACCUGUGGAUGAUCAACAUAUGCAUGAAAUGGGUGAUCAUGAUUUUAAUAUUGUGGCAAUUGACUCUGGUGUUCCUCGCCGACCUCCAGCUGGGAAACGUGCAAAUGACCAAACAAAUUAUCCAAGGCUGGUGGAGCUGCUUCUGAAUAGCUCCGCAUAUUCUUCAACUUUACUACAUGAAAUAACUGGAGGAAAAUUUGGGUAUCCCGAAGCUGAUAAGCUGAAGGAUUCAUGCUCUACUGACAUGAGGUCCAUUGUCCAAGCAUUUCGGAGUGGGUUUCGUGCUGCUCUGCGAGACCUGCAGGGUUUUCAUAUGUUCCUGCUUACACUGAACCAAAAACUUGAUUCAGUUUUGCGCACUUUUAUGAGUAUAGUUAACCGAAAUUCCUCGGGGGAAUCAGAUAAAGAGGAUUUCAUGGUCCCUGAGACACCAAUGUCUAUUGGAGUCCAUUGCCCUUCUCCCGCUUCACAUACCAAGGAUCACACAGCAAAUGAUAAUACUCCUGUCUUAAAUGACACUGAUAUGCAGAGAACUGCAUAUAAGCAAUGUUCUUCAGGAUUUAAAGAUUCUCCCGACUCUACUUCUCCUAGUGCACGAGAAAGCUACCAAGGAAAGCAUGCAAAAUGGAGUGGUGAGCCUCUUCGUUGCUUGCGUUUGACAACAAAACUCCGGGACUUCCAUAAAUACGCCAAGGUUGAUGCUGAAUUGAGCAAAGAACUGGAACAAUGGAAUGAAAUUCUGCGAAGUGAUGUAGUCAGACUAUGCCAGGAAAAUAAUUUUAAUCCUGGUUUUUUUGAAGGAAGUGAUCACAACACUGUGGUUGAUGCUUAUGAGUUGAAGGUCAGGCUGGAGCAUAUCCUUGAGAGGAUAUCGCUUAUCUCUGAUGCUGCUAACACAGAGAAGCCAUCUUUAAUUACAAAUCAUUUGUUCAUAAGUGGAGCACUGGCUGCUAGAUCUGUAUACACUCUCCAGCAUCUAGGAAUCACACAUGUUCUCUGCCUUUGUUCAAACGAAAUUGGACAGUCAGACUCACAGUUCCCUGACUUGUUUGAAUAUCGGAACUUUUCUUAUUACUUUAUGGGACAGAUUAGUGACGAGGAAGAUUCAAACAUCAGUACAAUUUUCAAUGAAGCUUGCGACUUCAUAGAUGGUGUUGAGAGAGCUAAUGGGAAGGUGUUGGUUCAUUGCUUUGAAGGAAGAAGUAGAAGCGCAACACUGGUUCUUGCCUAUCUCAUGCUCAAGAAGAACUCAACUUUGUUAGAGGCAUGGAACAUCCUAAAGAAAGUCCACCGGCGAGCCCAACCCAAUGAUGGGUUUGCUAAGAUUUUGCAAGACGUUGAUAAAAGAUUGCAUGGGAAGGUUUCAAUGGAGUGGCAACAGAGGAAGCCUUCCAUGAAAGUUUGCCCGAUAUGUGGGAAAAACGUCGGAUUGAGCAGUAGCUCACUAAAACUUCAUUUGCAAAAAUCACAUAAGAAGCUAUCAUCAGGUAGUGUAGACAGUGCAAUGACAAUGGAAAUACAAAAAGCAAUAAGAGCACUUAAUAUCAGCCGAGGAGGUAGUGUUAGUCCGACUCAGAGAGAAUCACCAUCAAUGCUGGAAUAAGUUAUUUGGCACUCUUUUUCUGUUGUUGUUGUAUAAAUAAGAGAUAGUUUUACAGCAAUGAGUGCCAACUAUUGUACCAUUCACUCACCUCAAUUCAUUAAAAGCUUAUUUUGAAUCCAUGUACCAACUACCAAAUAGAAAGCAUCCAGCAAGAAAUUGUAAUAUAUGGUCUCAAA